CAAACUUAUAUUUUUUACUUUUUAAAAUAAUAUUGAUUUAUCUUAUAUUAUUCCAUUUUUGUGAUUUUAUAAUUAUAAAAAGAAUGUCUGUUAACGAAAGGGUCCAGGAGGAAUUGGAAGCAUUAGAAGCAAUUUUAUUGGAUGAUAUAUCCAUAGUAUAUGAUGAACAGGGUCGCCCGGAAUUGGUCAAGUCGACAAUUUUUCCCUCAACUGCCAAUGAAGUCAACAAACAAUAUGUUCGUGUAACCCUGGAAGUGAAACUUCCAGAAGAUUAUCCCGAUUGCAUGCCAAAUGUUCAAUUAAGAAAUCCUCGAGGUUUAGAUGAUUCUACAAUAAGCGAGAUAUAUAAAUCAAUUGAGGAAAAAUGCACAGAAUACGUCGGCCAACCCGUAAUUUUUGAAUUAAUUGAGCUCAUCAGAGAAAGCCUUACAGAAAGUAAUUUGCCUACAUGCCAAUGUGCUGUAUGUUUAUAUGGUUUUACUGAAGGGGAUAGUUUUACCAAAACUGAAUGUUACCACUAUUUCCACUCCUAUUGCUUACAUAAACAUCUUGUCACUACCAAAAGGCAUUAUCAAGAGGAACAAGAUAAGCUACCGUUGUGGCAAAAGUCUACCAAAGGAUUUCAGGCAACUUGCCCAGUUUGUCGGGAAUCAAUAAACUGUGAUGUCGAAGAACUGAAAUCAGCUCUUCCUCCUAAAGAUUUAGAAAAUGCUCAAAAAUUCGAAGUUACCAGUGAUUUAAGGAUACUACAGGAACACAUGAAGGAAUUGUUUACUUAUCAGAAGAGCAAAGGCGGUAUUAUUGAUAUUGAAGCAGAAGAAAAUAAGUUGCUUCUUAUUACUGAAACUAAUGGCGAAGAGGCUUCUGAUACUAGUGAGGACCCAGGACCCAGCGAUACAAUGCUCCAAGCCGACGUGCUGCCAAGGAACCAAAGAUAUGAUUGCAGAAUAAAUCCGUUGUUGAACAACAGAUGACUAAAGGAUUCGCGUAACCAGAGGUUUACCGUAGAUAUAAGCGUCACGUUUCAAUACUCGUCUAUAUAUGAAUGUGUUAUUUCGGACUUUUAUUUAAAUUUUAUUUAUUUGUUUUAUAUGUUGACCGCUCCUGCAAACAUAACUAUGCCAUAGUUAGUUACGUUUUAUAUUGUCCUGGUUUUAUAUUUAAUAAAUGUAAAAUGUAAAGGCGAAA
Molecule: messenger RNA, 1188 nt
Organism: Diabrotica balteata
Lineage: Eukaryota; Metazoa; Arthropoda; Insecta; Coleoptera; Chrysomelidae
Source: the annotation of a GenBank genome assembly